GCGGCGCCGCAGAGGAUCCCGCGGCAGGUUGUUGCGCUGGUGCCUGGUGGUCGAGGAUUUCUGCGCCCUCACCCAUUCCUCCUCCACUUCAAAACCCGCUCCUCUCUCUCUCCUCCGCCCUCCUCGCGAUUGCGGCGAAGAGGCGGCGAGAGAGAGCUCCCCCUCCGGAAAAAAACUGGAUAAGAGAGGGAGAAGUUGACAGGGAGGGGAGACGGAGGACCAGGAGCGGCGUCGAGCUAGAAGCGCUGCCGCCGGCCAUGGCGACCGCGGACCGGAACCGGAGCUUCAUGAAGGACGUGAAACGCGUCAUCAUCAAGGUGGGCACUGCAGUUGUCACCAGACACGAUGGGCGAUUGGCUUUGGGUAGGCUUGGAGCUCUUUGCGAGCAGGUGAAGGAACUGAACACCCUUGGAUACGAGGUGAUUAUGGUCACCUCAGGUGCUGUUGGUGUGGGGAGGCAGAGGCUCAAGUACCGGAAGCUUGUCAAUAGCAGCUUUGCUGAUCUGCAAAAGCCACAGAUGGAGCUGGAUGGAAAGGCUUGUGCUGCUGUUGGUCAGAGUGGCCUCAUGGCUCUUUACGACAUGUUAUUUACUCAACUUGAUGUGUCCUCUUCUCAACUUCUUGUGACAGACAAUGAUUUUGAGAAUCCAAAUUUCCGGGAGAGGCUCCGUGAGACUGUUGAGUCACUGUUAGAUCUUAAAGUUGUGCCUGUAUUUAAUGAAAAUGAUGCUAUCAGCACUAGAAAGGCUCCAUAUGAGGAUUCAUCUGGUAUAUUUUGGGAUAAUGACAGUUUAGCAGGUCUGCUAGCAAUUGAACUCAAAGCUGAUCUUCUUGUUCUACUAAGUGAUGUGGAUGGCCUCUACAGUGGUCCACCAAGUGAACCUCAAUCAAAGCUCAUACAUACCUACAUUAAGGAGAAACAUCACAAUGAAAUUACAUUUGGGGACAAGUCACGUGUAGGUAGAGGAGGAAUGACUGCUAAGGUGAAGGCUGCUUUUGUGGCUUCAAAUAGUGGCACGCCUGUUGUUAUUACAAGUGGAUUUGCAUCUCAGAGCAUUGUUAGAGUUCUUCAAGGAGAGAAAAUUGGUACUCUCUUCCAUAAGGACGCAAAUUUGUGGGCACCAUCCAAGGAUGUUAGUGCUCGUGAAAUGGCUGUUGCUGCAAGAGAAUGUUCCAGGCGUCUACAGAAUUUGUCAUCGGAUGAGCGCAAGAAAAUAUUGUUAGACGUUGCUGAUGCUCUAGAGGCAAAUGAGGAUUUAAUUAGAGCUGAGAAUGAAGCAGAUGUAGUUGCAGCACAAGAUGCUGGAUAUGAGAAAUCUUUGGUUGCUAGAUUGACCCUGAAGCCAGGAAAGAUAGCAAGCCUCGCAAAAUCCAUCCGCACUCUUGCAAACAUGGAAGACCCUAUCAACCAGAUACUCAAACGAACAGAGGUUGCUGAAGAUUUAGUUCUGGAGAAAACAUCUUGCCCUUUGGGUGUGCUCUUGAUUGUUUUUGAGUCUCGGCCUGAUGCCUUGGUCCAGAUUGCAUCUUUAGCGAUUCGAAGUGGUAAUGGCCUUCUCCUAAAAGGUGGAAAAGAGGCUAUGAGAUCAAAUACAAUACUGCAUAAGGUUAUAACUGAUGCCCUUCCUGACACUGUUGGUAAAGGACUUAUUGGCCUUGUUACAAGUAGAGAUGAGAUUGCUGACUUGCUAAAGCUUGAUGAUGUCAUUGAUCUUGUCAUUCCAAGAGGUAGCAAUAAGCUGGUUUCGCAAAUCAAGGCAUCAACUAAGAUCCCAGUUCUUGGCCAUGCCGAUGGUGUCUGCCAUGUAUACAUUGACAAAUCAGCUAACAUGGAUAUAGCAAAACGAAUUGUGAUUGAUGCCAAAAUUGAUUACCCAGCAGCCUGCAAUGCAAUGGAAACAUUACUUGUUCAUAAAGAUCUUAUAAAGUCCCCAGGUCUUGAUGACAUACUGCUAUCACUCAAAACAGAAGGAGUUGCUAUCUAUGGAGGGCCUGUUGCGCAUGAAGUACUGUCCAUUCCAAAAGCAGAUUCAUUCCAUCAUGAGUACAGCUCUAUGGCUUGCACAGUUGAAUUUGUUGAUGAUGUACAAUCAGCAAUUGACCAUAUACAUCGUUAUGGAAGUGCACAUACAGAUUGCAUUGUCACUACAGAUAGUAAAGUCGCAGAAACUUUUCUGCGUCAAGUUGAUAGUGCUGCUGUGUUUCACAAUGCAAGUACGCGAUUCUCUGAUGGGGCUCGCUUUGGAUUGGGUGCUGAGGUUGGCAUAAGCACAGGGCGCAUACAUGCUCGUGGACCAGUGGGUGUUGAAGGUCUCUUAACAACACGCUGGAUCAUGCGUGGAAGUGGGCAAGUGGUGAAUGGUGACAAGGAUGUUGCCUACACCCACAAGAACCUUCCUUUGCAAUGAGGUUGCUUUUGAGAUUGAUCAGGAUUCAGUGCCCAGUAAAGUCUGAUAGUUUCAUCAGACAAGUAGAAAUGGUGAAUCUUUGGAGAUCGAGGAUUGGAAUCAAUAGACUGCAUAUUCAGUAUUGUGCAAAAACAUAUUAUUGCGGCGUUUCCGUAGGUCAUUCUGUAGGAGAGUGGAGGCCUUGGCCUCCCCAGCGUUACAAUAAAGUAAAGCAGUGCUGAGAGUAAGAGGGUGCGCACUAUUGUACCGAAGCUAUGUGUAGGUUGAAACCAGAGAUACCGAUUGCAUUGUUUUGUUUAGUUUAUUUUGGUCUGAUCGAACCAUAUAAUAUCGUAAUUCUUGUGCUCGCUUAGUUGUU
Molecule: messenger RNA, 2766 nt
Organism: Setaria italica (foxtail millet)
Lineage: Eukaryota; Viridiplantae; Streptophyta; Magnoliopsida; Poales; Poaceae
Product: delta-1-pyrroline-5-carboxylate synthase 1
Exons: 20
Coding region: 258-2408 (716 amino acids)
Cellular component (GO): cytoplasm
Molecular function (GO): ATP binding; glutamate 5-kinase activity; glutamate-5-semialdehyde dehydrogenase (NADP+) activity
Source: RefSeq, a predicted model, not a curated record